Bicyclus anynana (squinting bush brown) is the source of this 2674-nucleotide messenger RNA. Its product is annotated as nicotinamide riboside kinase 2-like. The coding region runs from base 854 to 1471 and encodes 205 amino acids. NCBI's taxonomy places the organism in Eukaryota, Metazoa, Arthropoda, Insecta, Lepidoptera, Nymphalidae. Gene Ontology annotation, cellular component: cytoplasm. The record is from RefSeq and is a predicted model, not a curated record. The transcript is spliced from 7 exons.
AUGAGAAAUGACAUUGACAAGUAAAUGAAAUUGUAAAUUUUGUAUUUUUAGGUUACAGUUUUUGGAUUUGCAAAAUAUAAAUGGUUUAUUUUCUUGUAAAUGUAAUAAAAUGUCGUCAGCGUUAGUUCGCCAAGCACUAGCAUUUGUGGAUCAAGAAGAAACUAAAGCUGAAGGAAAAAAACGUCGCGCAGAUUCGACUCGACCCCGAGACAUAGGUCAAGUCACCAGUCACCAAUACAAGAAAAAGAAAAGAACACAAACCAAAAUUGGUGUAUCACCUAAAGAGGAUUUAACGGAAGAAAACAUUAAAAAGCUCUUAGCAUUGUCAACACCAACUGCUAAUAAGGCUGUGGCUGAAAAGAUAGUUCAGCGUGCAAUAGCGGGUAAACCUCUAUUGGAUAAAAUUGAAAUAAAAGUUGUCGAGGAAAAAUCAAUUUUAUUCCCUGAGGACGAGGAAGAUUGUAAGAAAAGCAAAACAAAGAAAAGACAUCAUAAAAAGUAAUAUUAUCUAAAUACAGUGACAUAAAGGGUAUGUCUUUAUGGAUAUUCCUGAUGCAGUCUUGGGAAAACUGAUUUUGGUGACAACACUGACUGUAUUCACAAUUUUGGUAUUUUGGAUUAAUUCUUACCCAUUUAUUGAUGAAGAUUUUGCAAUCUACAAAUACAUUCCUGAUCCACAGUGGGUUUUGCUAGGCUGUGCUGUGUGGGGUCUCUUCUUUGUAGGAGGACUCAUGUCCUUUACCCUCUACCAUAUCUACCCCUUCCUAUAGCACACUUCAAAGAUCCAAGCACCUCUUGCACAUUAAGGUUACCUACCUACUUUUCUUCGAGCCUCAAAUUUAAAUUUGGAAACAUGUCUUUGGCAAAGAGAGAUGAAUGGAUUAUCAUAGGUAUAUCGGGAGUGACCUGCGGUGGAAAAACAACUUUAGCGAACAAAUUGCUGGAUAUCCUCUCACCAGUAUAUAUCUUCCAUCAAGACCAAUACUUCUAUCCAGAUGACAGUCCUCAUCAUAUCAAGUGUCACAAUUUGGACCACAAUAAUUAUGAUAUUUUGUCAUCAUUGAACAUGUCAUUGAUGUAUGAUGAUAUUGUUAGCACUAUUAAUGGAGACAAUAAGUCACAAGAUCAUAAUCUGGAUAGAAGUCAUGGAAAAAUAGAAGUGAAGGGAAAAAAGUUUAUGAUUGUUGAGGGAUUUACAGUCAUAAAUUAUAAGCCUAUAAUGGAGAUUUGUCAUUUAAGGUACUUCUUUGUAUUAGACUAUGCAACAUGUUUAAAUCGCCGGGUGUACCGCUUAUAUGAUCCACCAGACAUCGACGGUUACUUUGACCAGUGUGUAUGGCCCGAACACCUCAAAUACAGAGCUGAGGUCGAAAAAGAUAAACGUAUCACCAUCUUAGAUGGAACAAGACACGAUUCUCUUGAGACCGUUUUAUCAAAUCUUGCAUCAAUGGGCUCUUCAAAAGUAUUAUGAGAUUAAGCUGAAAUUGGUAUUGUUCUUGUAAUCUAUACUUAUAAUAAAUCUGUAGAGAGGCCAAUUCUGUACAUGAAAUAUAUUUCCAAAAUAACUAUCAGGGGGUGAUUAGUGGUCGAUACUGAUGCCAAAAAUGCAAUCAGUAAAAUUUUUGUCUGUCUGUCUGUCUGUCUGUCUGUAUGUUCUUUAUAGAAACAAAAACUACUCGACGGAUUUUAACGAAACUUGGUACAAUUAUUCUUCAUACUCCUGGGCAGGUUAUAGUAUACUUUUCAUCGCGCUACGAUGAAUAGGAGCAGAGCAGUGAAGGGAAAUGUUGGGAAAACGGGAGAAGUUACUCAAUUUUUCAAGCUUCCGUCGCGUGGUAUGUUCGUUAUACAAACAAAAACUACUCGACGAAUUUUAACAAAACUUGGUACAAUUAUUCUUCACACUCCUGAGCAGGUUACAGUAUACUUUUCAUCACGCUACAAUCAAUAGAAGCAGAGCAGUGAAGGGAAAUGUUGAGUAAACGGGAGAAGUUACUCCAUUUUUUAAGCUUCCAUCGCCGUGGCGUGGUAGGGUAGUGGUAGAGUAAGGGUAGGGUAGGGUUAGUGUAGGGGUGGGAUAGUGGUAGGGUAAGGAUAGGGAAGGGGUAGGGUAGGGUAGAGGUAGGGGUGGUAGUAGGGUUUCACGCGGACGAAGUCGCGGGCGUCCGCUAGUCACUAAUAAAGUGACGAAGUUACAUACUGGAUGUAUAUUAUUUUAUAGUCAUAUUGUAUGUUAUAUUACAAUGUACGUUCUUUAAAUACGCAUUUAUAAGUAAUUAAUUAUAGAGUUUACUUCAGAUUUAGCUCUAACAUUAUAUUUUUAAUUGACUAUAUAUUUUGGUAGUGCUAAAUGAAUUUUUAAAAUUACUCAUAAUGAUGUUUUGAAAUUUAAUCAUGUUACUAUAAUUAAUUAAUCAAAUUAAAUUGUUUUAGUAGUUAACUAAUUUAUAUUAUAAAAAGCUUUUUACUCUACUGAGUGCAAGCUAAUUUUAUUUCCAACGAAAAAAACGUAGCUGAAAAUAAGAUUAAAUGUGUUUCGUCGAUGUUUUCAGUUCAUUUUCAUCACAUGCUGUAUUUUGGUAAAUUUCUAUGUUGUAACUUAAAGAACUAUGUCGUUAAUUUUAUGCUACAUAUGUCGCUAAAUUGAAAUUUAAUAAAUUUAUAUUUUGCAGUA